CCUCAUCCUCCACUGCGCCAUCGCUGCUCCCGCUCGUGCCUCCUGCUCUUCUGUGACACCUCUUUCCUCUGCGUCACCCAUCGGUGUCCAGAGCCUGUCCAUCGGCCGGUCUCAGGCCUGACACCGUCUGAAGGCUCGCCUGCGAAAGGCGGCACGGAGCAGCGAGCGAGCGAGCGAAGUCUGCAGCACCCUUCAAGCCACCGGCCAUGUCCGCCUUCGCGCCCUUCUCGCUCAUCGAGGCAACGCCGCACCUCAACGAGGCGCUGCACAGCAUCCACCAGGCAGCGCUCGACUUCAGCUCUCCCGAUGCUGUUGUGCGUGCGCGCGGCGAGGCCACGUUUCUGGCGCUCCGUGUGAGCGAGGGCGCGUGCGACUAUGCUGUCUUUGCACUUGAGCACUCGUCCGAUCCCUUCGUGCUCUUUCAGUCCUUCAACCUGAUCCUCGCCGCGCUGCCUUCGCUGCCGGCAGCGCAGCCGCGGCCGAGCAUUGCGCACCUCUCCACGCUGCUCGACUUUCUCUUGCGCGUGGCCGUGCACCGAGGCGCCGAGGCUGAGCGCGCUGCCGAUGCCGGUACCAAGGGCCCCGCCGGCGCCCGCAGCAGCGGGCCGUGGCCGACAUAUGUGCGCUCGCGUGCAUACCAGGUCGUGGCUGCCGUCGCAAAGCGCAUCCUGGGCCUGGCCAUGAGCUCAGCGCUCGCAUCGGGCGGGCCCGAGGCGGCACACUCAGCCGCGCGCGAGCAGCUCUCGGGGCUGGGACAGCAGAUCGCGGCCCUGCUCGUCGUGCCGAGCCCAUGGCCAAGCGAUCAGCUGGAGGCAGCAGUCAGCACUGCUCGUGUCGUUGCCGCGCUCGGCAUCUCCGGCGCCUUGGUGGACGAGAUGAGCCUCAGUAGCUCUGCAGGCGGCGCCGAAGCUCAAAGCGGGCGGUCGUCAAAGCAGGCUGGCAAACAGAGAGCGCUCGAGACGGGCAGUGCCGUCGGACUGAGCGCACUGGAGCACCGCUGGUGCAAGGCGGCCAUGCAGACGUAUCUUCUUCCGUCGCUGCUGCCUCUCGUCUUCCACCUGCUCGUCGACUGCCUCCCGUCAGGAGCUCAUGCAGCAUCUGGAACAAGCCUGUUCCGGCACGUUGUGCCGCUGCUCGAGCGCCUCAUGGGCUGGCAAUUCCUCCUCGUUGAGCCCUUCGCUGGCAUCUCCUACGAGACCGUCGACGUCGGGUCGCUUCUGCUCAAUGACGAGAGCGGCUCAGCAGCCAGUGGCGUCGAGGAUGGCCAGCGCAGCUUCAGUGCACACCCAGUGCCCCGCGACUUCCACGCGCUGCUGCUCAGCAGCGACAUCGUCAAGCUCUUGGCUGCUGCAUACCGGCAUGCGCUGCAGCUCGAGACCUCGGCAGAGCUCGAGGAUCGGCUCUUCUCUUCGAUUGCGACGCAUCGCUUGCGACAGACGAUCCUCACAGUCGCCAGCUUCGCUCCGGCGCCGGGCCACGCUCUCGACUUCGAGCACGAAGUCUCGCGCGCUGCCGCCUUCGUGUCUGUGCUCCAGGAGCUGCUUCAGGCAGAGUGCACUCCUUCGGCCGCUGAUGGUCACCGCCUUAUUAGCACGCGUGCCAAGGCCCUGCUCUUCCUCGCCACUGCGGUCAACGUCUUUCUCGGCUCUGUCGCUCCGCGAGUGCUGUGUGCCGCCUGCCGAGUGCAAGCGCAUGACGUUGGCGAGCUCGGUCCCUUCGUGGGCGCACUCGCCCAGCUCACAGGCACGAUCUUCGCAUUCGCGUUCCGGCGAGCAGGCCACUCGGACGAAGAAGAGGAGCUGGUGCCUCUGGCCGAAGAGUGCACGGACGCAGCGCUGAGGUGCUGGCUGACGCUGUGCACCUCGGUCGGCGGCGCACUGGAGCAGGGCGAGACCUCUGCUGAGAUGCAGACUCUGUGGCACGCCCUGACCGAGGCAGUGCGGCCAAACGUGGUCUCUCCCUACUUCGAAGGGCGACUCGCCGCCGCGCUUGCCGGCAGUGCCGAGGACGCAAUGUCGGAAGUCGGCGAGGAGGCUGGCAAGGAUCGCGACCUCUAUGCGGAUCAGCUCAUCACGCUGGCCGUCCUCGCUCGCUACGACGCAGCCGGCAGUCUCAACCAUCUCGUCCAUCUCGCAGACCCACUCUGCGCUACGCUCGCGUCGGUGGCCGACGGCUCAGCGCAGGUCGACGGCGAUGAGGCUCUGACGCGCCUCGCCGGGACCUGGGAGCAGGUGCACUGGCUGGCUCUCAUGGCGGGGCACGUGCUCGCAGACGAUGUGCGCGGCGAGACGCCGACAGUUCCCAGCGCCAUCACAGGCCUUGCUGCGCAGCACGGGCAUCCGGCUGCCCACCUCAUCACACGGCUUGGCGUCGAGCUGUUGCACAAGCUCACCUCGGCGGCCGCUAGCGCACCUGCCUCGCCGCAAGUCACAGAGACGCUGCUCUGGUUCAACGGCCGCUGGGCUGCCUCGUACCUCCUCGCUUCCGACGAGAAUCCGACUUCAGCUGCUCUGCAGCAGACCUUCAGCGGCGAGCCAGGCGAGCAGCUCCUAGCCUACCUGCUCCAGCUGCUGCGCGACAACCUCGAACGCUGGUUGUCGGACGCCGACGUGGUGCAGCAGGUAGCCGCUGUUCUCACAGCGCUGACACGCUCGUCCGGCCUCAAGACGCGCCUGCUCGCGAGGCCGGAGUUCGAGCGCAUUGUCGAGGCCGUCAUUCACGGGCUCGACGCGCUGCCGGCGAGCACGCACGGCUCUGUCAUUGCAGGUGUCGUGUCGUGCAUCUACGGCGCGGCCAGCGGAGAGGCCAGCAGUGCACAGCUGGCCGCUUCGUACUUCCAGCGCAUCACUGGCGCGAUCGAGCAGCGUCUCAGCGCCGUGCUACACCGGCCCGACUUUGCCGCCGUCAGCCAGCGCGGCGAGGUCCUCGCAAGUGUACUCACAGUGCUCGACAUGCUUGAAGGGCUGGCGCACAGCGCGCAGCCUUCGAGUGCGAAGGCCAUCUACGGGUUCGUUGCGCAGUUCUUCGACGCACUUGUCGGCCUGGUUGGGGCGUACAAGUCGCGGCCUGAGGUUGCCGUGGGCUUGCUUCGCGUUGUCAAAGCGCUGGCCGUCUCGCUCGAUCUCGACUUUGCCGAGCCGUCCAUCGUGGCGGGCAUCAAUAUCACGGUGUGGCGUCUCAUCGACGCCCUGGCGGCGGCUCCGGAAGCGCUGGCGCCUGUCGACACUGCCUCUGCACUCGAGGAAGACGCGCCCUUCGAGGGACUGCGCCUGACGCUGGAGCUCCUGAACGAGGCCAUGGUCUCGUCUGCAAAUGACGACGGCGAUCAGAGCUCGUGGCUCGCCUCUUCUCUCUCCGCCGAGCGCACGUCGGACGUGGCGCUUCACGGCUUCUCGACGGUGGUCCCGCUGCUGCAGAGCGACGCCUUGAGCGUGCCGGCCAUCCGCAGCGAGCUCGGCCGCCUCACGAGCAACAUCGCGGGCCGCUUCCCGCACCGCCUGCUCGGCCUAGGCCUCGUCGACGCGAACGGCUCUGGCGCGAGACUCGUCCAGAGCACCGUCAUUGCUCUCGACCUCGCCUUCUCGGCCAACGAUAGUCUUGUCGCCCUUGGUGCGCUUGAGGGCGUGGUCACACUGGCUGACGCUGCUGCCUCGAUGCUCGAAUACGCACCCGGCGCGCAGGUGGAGCUCGUCGUCGGCGCGCUCGAUCAUCUGAUCGUCUCGCUGCUGCGCUCGCUGCUGCUCGAGGCGCUCGAGUCCUCGCUCAUCGACGCGCACUUGCUCGCUCUUCGCUCGCUACUCCUCAGUCGCGCUUCUGCGGCGCUUGGCGGCUCCGAUGCGCUCGGCAGGCAACUCGAGCAUUUCCACCAGCACACCAGCCUUGCGCCACAGCGGCGCGGCCCAGCAGACACCUCCGGCGAUGCCGACCCGGCACGGCGCGCGGCUCUCGCGGCCGUGGUCCACGAGCUGAGCAGCAUGGCCCUCUCGUCGGCCACGCGGUCCAACGGAGCGGCGGCGAACGCCCUCCAGGCACGCACGCAGGCCAAGGAAGCACGCGAGCGCGGCGCGUCGUACUGCGCAGCCAGCCGACCGGCGGCCCUUCGCGCCCGGGCGGCCUUGCGCGUGCGCUGAGGCAUUGCUCGACAACCCUAGACAUCAUCGAUACCACCUGCAAUCAAGCACAAACACGAU
Messenger RNA from Tilletiopsis washingtonensis, 4190 nucleotides. RefSeq lists its product as hypothetical. The transcript has 5 exons. Gene Ontology annotation, cellular component: cytoplasm; nuclear pore. NCBI's taxonomy places the organism in Eukaryota, Fungi, Basidiomycota, Exobasidiomycetes, Entylomatales. Gene Ontology annotation, molecular function: nuclear export signal receptor activity. Bases 207 to 4130 code for a protein of 1307 amino acids. Gene Ontology annotation, biological process: protein export from nucleus. The record is from RefSeq and is a predicted model, not a curated record.